Amyelois transitella is the source of this 1248-nucleotide messenger RNA. Its product is annotated as zinc finger protein 182-like. The record is from RefSeq and is a predicted model, not a curated record. Gene Ontology annotation, molecular function: DNA-binding transcription factor activity, RNA polymerase II-specific; RNA polymerase II cis-regulatory region sequence-specific DNA binding. Gene Ontology annotation, biological process: central nervous system development; regulation of transcription by RNA polymerase II. The coding region runs from base 1 to 1248 and encodes 415 amino acids. NCBI's taxonomy places the organism in Eukaryota, Metazoa, Arthropoda, Insecta, Lepidoptera, Pyralidae. Gene Ontology annotation, cellular component: nucleus. The transcript is spliced from 2 exons.
AUGGGACGUUUCAAAUUUAAAUCAAAUUUUGACAGACAUUAUAGAAUUCACACUGGCGAAAAACCUUAUGGAUGUGACGUGUGUCAACGCAGAUUUAAUGAGAGGAGUAGUUUAAAAACACAUCGUAGAACUCAUACUGGUGAAAAACCUUAUGAAUGUGACGUGUGUCAACGCAGAUUUAAUGAGAGGAGUAGUUUAAAAACACACCGUAGAACUCAUACUGGUGAAAAACCUUAUGAAUGUGACGUGUGUCAACGCAGAUUUAAUGAGAGGAGUAGUUUAAAAACACAUCGUAGAACUCAUACUGGUGAAAAACCUUAUGAAUGUGACGUGUGUCAACGCAGAUUUAAUGAGAGGAGAAGUUUAAAAACACAUCGUAGAACUCAUACUGGUGAAAAACCUUAUGAAUGUGACGUGUGUCAACGCAGAUUUAAUGAGAGGAGUAGUUUAAAAACACACCGUAGAACUCAUACUGGUGAAAAACCUUAUCAAUGUGACGUGUGUCAACGCAGAUUUAAUGAGAGAAGUAGUUUAAAAACACACCGUAGAACUCAUACUGGUGAAAAACCUUAUGAAUGUGACGUGUGUCAACGCAGAUUUAAUGAGAGGAGAAGUUUAAAAACACAUCGUAGAACUCAUACUGGUGAAAAACCUUAUGAAUGUGACGUGUGUCAACGCAGAUUUAAUGAGAGGAGUAGUUUAAAAACACACCGUAGAACUCAUACUGGUGAAAAACCUUAUCAAUGUGACGUGUGUCAACGUCGAUUUGUUCAGAAGAGUAAUUUUUUAAAACACCGUAGAACUCACACUGGCGAAAAACCUUAUGAAUGUGACGUGUGUCAACGUCGAUUUGUUCAGAAAAGUAAUUUUGUAAAACACCGUAGAACACACACUGGCGAAAAACCUUAUGAAUGUGACGUGUGUCAACGUCGAUUUGUUCAGAAGAAUGUUUUAACAAGACACAUGAGAAUUCACACUGGCGAAAAACCUUAUGAAUGUGACGUGUGUCAACGUCGAUUUGUUCAGAAGAAUGGUUUAACAAGACACAUGAGAAUUCACACUGGCGAAAAACCUUAUGAAUGUGACGUGUGUCAACGCAGAUUUAAUGAGAGGAGUAGUUUAAAAACACACCGUAGAACUCACUCUGGUGAAAAACCUUAUGAAUGUGACGUGUGUCAACGUCGAUUUAAUACGAAGAGCACUUUAUUAUCACAUCAUUUAACUCAUACUGGUGUAGAAAACCUAUGA